Messenger RNA from Peromyscus maniculatus bairdii (prairie deer mouse), 1739 nucleotides. It is a transcript of the gene C1H9orf40, whose product is annotated as chromosome 1 C9orf40 homolog. Lineage: Eukaryota; Metazoa; Chordata; Mammalia; Rodentia; Cricetidae. The record is from RefSeq and is a predicted model, not a curated record.
AGCGGCCGCGUUGGACCGGCACGACUGCGCGCGCAUUGAGGCGCAGGUUCGAAUCUCGGGCGCCUCGCUGCGUCUCCCCCAACGUCCCGGCCGCCCUCGGGGCGCCCUAGCCCGCAGCUCCGCUCCGCUCCGCCCCGCCCUCCGCCCUCCCGUAGCCACCCGCGUGCCGCUCCUCCCCGGCCCAUGGCCAAGCGGCGUGCGGCCGAGCCGCUCACGUUCCGCGUGCCUUGGAAGCGGCUCUUGCUCAGCGACUUCCCCGAGGAGCCGCCGCUCUGGGUCCCGCCGUCGGGGUCGGUGCGGCCCCGUAAACGCCAGGGGGACGCGGGGACCAUGGCGGAGCCGGCGGCUGCGCCCCGCAAACGACGCGGGGGCGGGGACGGCGGCCAGGAGCGGCAGGGCCGCGGCCUGGAGCCGGGGGAGCCACCUCCGGGCGAGCAGGAGGAACCCCGGGUCAGCCGAGCUUCGGGCGGCGGCGGCGGCGGCGACGGGGUGGGGAGCGCGGGCAGCGCAGCCGACGGGGCGCACGCCCAGCCCAGUGAAGAGUUUUGGCAGUAUAAUACAUUCCAGUACUGGAGAAACCCUCUACCACCUAUUGAUGUGGCCGCUCUUGAAGAUGUGAUUGCAGACAGCCUGACGGAAACGCUUCAGGACAAGAAUGAAGUAGUUGAGAUUGACAUGGAGUCCUGACAGGAGGAGCUGAAGAAGCAGGAUUCUUUGAAUUAGAGGAGAACUAAAGGAAAUGGGUUUUUUCCAUACUUGACAUGCUACUGUUGUCAAACCUGGAAAAUGAGGAAGAGUUUUCAGUCUAAAUACUUGUAAUUACUACUGAAUAUCCUAAUGGAGAUUUGUUAAGGAUAUAGUAUAACUGAAGGCAACAUACUUCGUGUGUGCAUUUUUAAUGAAAAGAGUUUUGUUCACACUCUACCUUUGAAGAUGCUUUUCUUGGAAAAGGGGGUGUUGGCAGCUUGAGAGGAAGCACUCAGCCCUCCUCUCUUGCUCUGUCAAAUGUUCCUCUGCACUAGAAAGCUUAUUUGUGGUACAUGGAAUGGUUACGUUUAUAUAACCGAUCCUAAUAAAAUACUUUCUAGUACAUCUUAUUGGCUCCUCUUGGUUGAACAAAUAGACUUGAGUAUCUAUGCAAAAUUAAAAUGUGAGAUUGUUUUCAUAUUGUUUUAAAAGAGUGUGAAAUUUAAACUAGUGAGAAUUUCCAUUUGGGUAGCUUGUUUUAACUUUGUAAAGUUAAAACAGUAUUUGCUGUUUAUUAAAAUACUAGAGGCAGUGGAUGCAGCCGAAAACUGGAUAAAGAGCAGGAAGAACUAGAUGCCUGCUCCUCCUCUGCUUUUCUGAGAUAACAGGAAAGGAAUGAUCUGGUUAGUGUAUUGAUUUUGGUUUGAGGAUAUUCUUGUUCCUGCCGAUUUCUUUAGACCUGCAGUUCUCAACACUGGUAGCACUUUAGCCCUAUCCUGGAGAGAUGUCAGUCAGUGAUUUGAAGUGGGCUUUACACAUAGUUUUUUGUUGUUGUUGUUUUGUUUUAUUUUAUUUUUGGCGCCAAGUCUGUAUUCCUGUGCUGUGCAGACCCAACCAGAACCACUAGCCUAGUAGCUUUUCCUGUUGAAAGGAGAUCACUAGUGUGAGCUGAAGCAAUGCCUGUUAAUUCGCUUUGUUACGUUAUUGGAUUUGUUGCUACUAAGUUAUUGUGUUACAAUUUUAUUGUUAAUAAAGUACUGUUUAUGCUUGAA